AUGUCGGACAGAACAAUGAGACGGCAAGUACUGUUGUAUUCCUUGGCUCUUUAUGUCAGUUCAGUGCUCGGCCAAGUCAGCUACUCCAUCCCCGAGGAAAUGCCUAGUGGCUCUUUAGUCGGUAAUAUUGCUCAGGAUUUAGGUUUAGAUAUAAGACGUCUGAAAUCAGGUAAAGCUAGGGUUUAUACAGGGGACAGUGCGGGAUACAUCGAGCUAAAUAGAGAACGGGGGUUGCUCCUCAUUAAAGACAGAAUAGACAGAGAAGCGAUUUGUAGACAGACUACACCUUGUGCUUUACAUUUUCAGAUCAUUUUGGAGAGCCCAAUGGAGUUUUACAGUAUCACAGUCGAGAUUACAGAUAUCAAUGACAAUCCUCCGACCUUUGAAAAGAAUGAAGUCAGUUUUAAAAUCAGCGAAUCGGCUGUAAUUGGAGCAAAAUUUGCAUUAGAUAGAGCAAUAGAUCCAGACGUAGGCAAAAAUGGUCUUCAAAAAUACGAGCUUAAACCUACCGAUAAUUUUGUGCUUAAACGAAACAGUCAGGGUGAUGGAACAGAAAAGGUUGAAAUGGUUUUACAGAAACCUCUCGACAGAGAGAAGGAAGAGCUGAUAUCUUUGGUUUUAACGGCAUUUGAUGGAGGAGAACCGCAAAUGUCAGGAACAAUUCGGAUUUUCAUCACAGUGUUAGAUGUGAAUGAUAAUGCGCCUGUUUUUUCACAGUCCACUUACACAGCCACUGUUCUUGAAAAUGCUCCAGAAGGUACUGUUGUUACCAGUGUUAGUGCAUCAGAUGCAGAUCAUGGAACAAAUGGUAGAAUAAAAUACUCAAUUACAAACAGUUUAGAUCAAGCUCAUGUGCUGUUUCGGAUUAACGAAACCAACGGUGGAAUUAGAUUGAUUGGAAAAAUUGAUUAUGAAACUGCACGGAAUUAUCAUAUCAACAUACGUGCAAGUGAUGAUGGUGGACUUACAGAUUCAUGUAAAGUCAUAGUUGAAGUGGUAGAUAUAAACGACAACAAGCCAGCGAUUAAUAUGAUGUCAAAGUCAAAUAUGAUAUCUGAACACUCUAAACUAAACACUGUUGUUGCAAUGAUGAACGUUCAAGACCCAGAUUCAAAUGAAAACGGCAAGGUUCACUGUUUUAUCAGUGACAACACUCCCUUGACUAUAGUUUCAACAACGAAUAAUUUCUAUAGCCUCGUAACAGACAGUGAAUUAGACAGAGAGAGGGCAUCUGAGUAUAAUAUAACUGUGACCUGCGCUGAUGAGGGAGUGCCCGCCCUCUCCAGCAGCGUCACUCUCACCUUACAGAUCUCUGAUGUAAAUGAUAACGCACCUGUAUUUGAGAGGAGCUCAUAUGAGGCCUACAUUGUAGAAAACAACACACCAGGCCUCUCUAUAUUCACAGUGAAAGCCAGAGAUGCUGACUGGAACCAGAAUGCCCGUGUUUCUUACAUACUGGAGGACUCCUCUGUUAACGGAGUGCCAGUCUCCUCAUAUAUGUCCGUUAGUGCUGAUAGUGGCGUCAUCCAUGCAGUUCGUUCUUUUGACUACGAGCAGAUCAAAGAUUUCCAGUUCCGCGUCAAAGCGCAGGACGGAGGCUCCCCUCCACUCAGUAGCAAUGUAACUGUGAAGAUAAUGAUCCAGGACCAGAACGACAACCCCCCUCAGGUUCUGUACCCAGUCCAGACUGGUGGCUCUCUGGUGGCUGAAAUGGUUCCUCGUUCAGCAGAUGUGGGCUAUCUGGUGACUAAAGUGGUGGCUGUGGAUGUGGACUCUGGACAGAAUGCCUGGCUCUCCUAUAAACUGCAGAAAGCCACAGACAGGGCGCUGUUUGAAGUGGGCUUACAGAAUGGAGAAAUAAGAACUAUCCGCCAGGUGACUGAUAAAGAUGCUGUAAAACAAAGACUGACUGUUAUAGUGGAGGACAACGGGCAGCCCUCUCGUUCGGCUACAGUCAUUGUUAACGUGGCGGUGGCGGACAGCUUCCCUGAAGUGCUGUCAGAGUUCACUGACUUUACACACGACGAGGACUACAAUGACAACCUGACUUUUUACUUAGUGUUGGCUCUGGCUGUAGUUUCCUUCCUCUUCAUCACAUGUUUAGUGGUUAUUAUAUCAGUGAAAAUCUACAGAUGGAGACAGUCUCGCAUCCUGUAUCACUCCAAUCUCCCUGUGAUCCCAUAUUAUCCACCACGUUACUCAGACACUUUGGGGACAGGGACUCUCCAACAUGUGUACAAUUACGAGGUGUGCAGGACGACUGACUCCAGAAAGAGUGACUGUAAGUUCGGCAGAGCUGGUAGUCAAAACGUGCUGAUAAUGGACCCCAGUUCUACAGGGACGAUGCAGCGGAUACAGAGUGAAAAGAGCAUCCUGGAUGAAGCAGACUCUCCUCUAGAGGUUGGUUAUAUGGACAUGUCGGGCAGAACAAUGAAACGGCAAGUAUUGUUGUUGAUCUCCGCCUUCUGCCUCAGCUCUGUAAUCGGGCAGGUCAGCUACUCUAUUCCAGAGGAAAUGGCAAAAGGCUCUUUGGUCGGAAACAUCGCACACGAUUUAGGUUUAGAUGUCAAACGGCUUAAGUCAGGUAAAGCUCGUAUUUAUACAGGAGAUAAUUACCAGUAUAUCGAGCUGAAUAGAGAAAGAAGAGUCCUCCUUAUCAAAGAAAAAAUAGACCGCGAAGCGCUCUGCAGACAGACAACGCCUUGUGCUUUGCAUUUUCAAAUCACGUUAGAAAAUCCAUUGGAAUUAUUCCCGAUUACUGUAGAAAUCACCGAUAUUAAUGAUAAUUCUCCAGUAUUUCAAAAGGAGGAGAGGAGGUUCGAAAUAAGCGAGUCUGCAGUCAUCGGCUCUAAAUUCAUGCUAGAGAAAGCAAUUGACUCUGAUAUAGGACCCAAUGGUCUUCAGAGAUACACUCUAAAGCCGAGUGACAAUUUCAUGCUUAAACUGCAUAGUCAGUCUGAUGGGAGCAAAAAAGUAGAAAUGGUUUUACAAAAGCCUUUGGACCGAGAGAAACAAGAACACAUGUCUUUAGUUUUGACAGCCGAGGAUGGAGGAGAACCACAAAUGACCGGAACAAUGCAGAUUCAUGUUACUGUGUUGGAUGCUAACGACAAUGCCCCUGUUUUUACUAAACCCGUGUACAAAGCAAGCAUUACAGAGAACUCCGUAAUAGGAACACUCAUUACUAAAGUGAGUGCUUCUGAUGCAGACAAAGGCUCAAAUGGUGAGGUGACCUACGUGAUCGGGGAUAGCAUGGCUACUGUCUCGAAGUUAUUUCACAUUAGUAGUGAAGGCGAUGUGAUACUAGAUGGUGUUGUAGAUUAUGAAAAACAAAGAAUUUAUCACAUAGAUAUAGAGGCGAUUGACCAAGGUGGCCUAUCGGAUUCAAGUAAGAUAGUAAUUGAUGUAAUUGACGUGAACGACAAUAGCCCGACUGUAAAUAUGAUAUCAACAUCAGGUUCAGUUCCAGAGGAUUCAGCCCUCAAAACAGUAAUAGCUUUAUUAAGUGUAAAUGACCCUGACUCUGAAACUAAUGGGAAAGUCCACUGUGUAAUAAAUGAAAAUAUCCCAUUUGAAAUUAAAUUUACAUCCAAUAAUUUCUAUAGCAUAGUGACAGACGGUGAUUUAGACAGAGAGAGAGCCUCUGAGUAUAAUAUAACUGUGACCUGCUCUGAUGAGGGAGUGCCUUCCCUCUCUAGCAGCGUCACUCUCACCUUACAGAUCUCUGAUGUAAAUGAUAACGCACCUGUAUUUGAGAGGAGCUCAUAUGAGGCCUACAUUGUAGAAAACAACACACCAGGCCUCUCUAUAUUCACAGUGAGAGCCAAAGACGCUGACUGGAACCAGAAUGCCCGUGUUUCUUACAUACUGGAGGACUCCUCUGUUAACGGAGUGCCAGUCUCCUCAUAUGUGUCCGUUAGUGCUGAUAGUGGAGUCAUACAUGCAGUUCGUUCUUUUGACUACGAGCAGAUCAAAGAUUUCCAGUUCCGCGUCAAAGCGCAGGAUGGAGGCUCUCCUCCACUCAGUAGCAAUGUAACUGUGAAAAUGAUGAUCCAGGACCAGAAUGACAACCCGCCUCAGGUUCUGUAUCCUGUCCAGACUGGUGGCUCUCUGGUGGCUGAAAUGGUGACUCGUUCAGCAGAUGUGGGCUAUCUGGUGACUAAAGUGGUGGCUGUGGAUGUGGACUCUGGACAGAAUGCCUGGCUCUCCUAUAAACUGCAGAAAGCCACAGACAGGGCGCUGUUUGAAGUGGGCUUACAGAAUGGAGAAAUAAGAACUAUCCGCCAGGUGACUGAUAAAGAUGCUGUAAAACAAAGACUGACUGUUAUAGUGGAGGACAACGGGCAGCCCUCUCGUUCGGCUACAGUCAUUGUUAACGUGGCGGUGACGGACAGCUUUCCUGAAGUGCUGUCAGAGUUCACUGACUUUACUCACGACAAGGAGUACAAUGACAACCUGACUUUUUACUUAGUGUUGGCUCUGGCUGUAGUUUCCUUCCUCUUCAUCACGUGUUUAGUGGUUAUUAUAUCAGUGAAAAUCUACAGAUGGAGACAGUCUCGCAUCCUGUAUCACUCCAAUCUCCCUGUGAUUCCAUAUUAUCCACCACGUUACUCAGACAUUUUGGGUACAGGGACUCUCCAACACGUGUACAAUUAUGAGGUGUGCAGGACGACUGACUCCAGAAAGAGUGACUGUAAGUUCGGCAGAGCUGGUAGUCAAAACGUGCUGAUAAUGGACCCCAGUUCUACAGGGACGAUGCAGCGGAUACAGAGUGAAAAGAGCAUCCUGGAUGAACCAGACUCUCCUCCAGAGGUUAGAUUGAAAUUGGAAUAUCCCGGUAAAACAAUGAAACGGCAAGUACUGUUGUUCAUCUUGGUUCUCUUUCUAACCUCCGUGUUCGGGCAGGUUAGCUACUCUAUCCCUGAAGAGAUGGAAAAAGGCUCUUUAGUCUCUAAUGUAGCUCAUGAUUUAGGUUUGGAUUUGAAAAGGCUCAAAUCAGGAAGAGCUCGCAUUCAUUCGGGAGACAGUGCAGAAUUUAUCGAGCUGAAUAAGGAAAGGGGAGUCCUCCUUAUCAAAGAGAGAAUAGACAGAGAGAUGCUGUGCGGGGAAACAACGCCCUGCACUUUACAUUUACAGAUGAUUCUCGAAAAUCCAAUUGAACUGUUUCGCAUAACAGUCGAAAUCACAGAUAUAAACGACAAUGCUCCCAGCUUUACAUCCAGCGAGAAACGUUUUGAAAUCAGCGAGUCAGCCGUCAUUGGAUCUAAAUUUGUGCUGGAUAAAGCCGUUGAUGCUGACAUUGGUGCAAAUACUCUUCAAACCUAUUCGCUCAAACCAACAAACAAUUUUGCAUUACAACUAGAAAAUCAAGCAGACGGAAGUAAAAAGGUAGAGAUGGUUUUACAGAAGCCUUUAGAUCGAGAGCAACAUGAGCAAUUAUCACUGUUAUUAACUGCUCUAGACGGCGGACAGCCGCGUAUGUCAGGUACAAUGCAGAUAACAGUUCAUGUGUUAGAUGUAAACGACAAUGCACCGGUUUUCACUAAGUCAGUAUACAAAGCAACCAUAACAGAAAAUUCUACGAGGGGAACCAGUGUUAUAACUGUGCGUGCCUCUGAUAAAGAUUCAGGCUCUAAUGGAGAAAUAUCAUACGCAAUCUCAAAUAGCCAGCGUCGAUUGUCCGAACAAUUUCAAAUCGAUAGAAAAUCCGGAGUGGUUAUGUUGAUGGGUGAAAUAGAUUAUGAGAAAGCGAAGCUCAUCCAAAUAGAUAUUGAGGCUAUAGAUAACGGCGGACUCUCCGAUUCCAGUAAAAUCCUAAUUGACGUAAUUGAUGUAAAUGACAACAGUCCUCAACUCAAAAUACUUUCUAAAUCAGACAGCAUUUUAGAAGACUCUCCUGAAAAUACUGUAAUUUCUGUGCUAAGCGUAAAUGACCCUGACUCUGAGAGGAAUGGACAGGUCAAGUGUAAAAUUAAUGACGACAUUCCUUUCAAAAUACAAAACACAAUGAAUGGAUUUUAUAGUUUGGUUACAGAGAUAUCUUUGGAUAGAGAGCUUGCGUCCCAGUAUAAUAUAACUGUGACCUGCUCUGAUGAGGGAGUUCCCUCCCUUUCCAGCAGCGUCACUCUCACCUUACAGAUCUCUGAUGUAAAUGAUAACGCGCCUGUCUUUGAGAGGAGCUCAUAUGAGGCCUACAUUGUAGAAAACAACACACCAGGCCUCUCUAUAUUCACAGUCAAAGCCAGAGACGCUGACUGGAACCAAAAUGCCCGUGUUUCUUACAUACUGGAGGACUCCUCUGUUAACGGAGUGCCAGUCUCCUCAUAUGUGUCCGUUAGUGCUGAUAGUGGAGUCAUACAUGCAGUUCGCUCUUUUGACUACGAGCAAAUCAAAGAUUUCCAGGUCCACGUAAAGGCGCAGGAUGGAGGCUCCCCUCCACUCAGUAGCAAUUUGACAGUGAAAAUAAUGAUCCAGGACCAGAACGACAACCCCCCUCAGGUUCUGUACCCAGUGCAGACUGGUGGCUCUCUGGUGGCUGAAAUGGUUCCUCGUUCAGCAGAUAUGGGUUAUCUGGUGACUAAAGUGGUGGCUGUGGAUGUGGACUCUGGACAGAAUGCCUGGCUCUCUUAUAAAAUACAGAAAGCCACAGAGAGGGCGCUGUUUGAAGUGGGCUUACAGAAUGGAGAAAUAAGAACUAUCCGCCAGGUGACUGAUAAAGAUGCUGUGAAACAAAGAUUGACUGUUAUAGUGGAGGACAACGGGCAGCCCUCUCGUUCAGCUACAGUCAUUGUUAACGUGGCGGUGGCGGACAGCUUCCCUGAAGUGCUGUCAGAGUUCACUGACUUUACUCACGACAAGGAGUACAAUGACAAUCUGACUUUUUACUUAGUGUUGGCUCUGGCUGUAGUUUCCUUCCUUUUCGUCACGUGUUUAGUGGUUAUUAUAUCUGUGAAAAUCUACAGAUGGAGACAGUCUCGCAUCCUGUAUCACUCCAAUCUCCCUGUGAUUCCAUAUUAUCCACCACGUUACUCAGACACUUUGGGGACAGGGACUCUUCAACACGUGUACAAUUACGAGGUGUGCAGGACGACUGACUCCAGAAAGAGUGACUGUAAGUUCGGCAGAGCUGGUAGUCAGAACGUGCUGAUAAUGGACCCCAGUUCUACAGGAACAAUGCAGCGGAUACAGAGUGAAAAGAGCAUCCUGGAUGAACCAGACUCUCCUCUAGAGUUUGGUUCGACGGAGGUAUCUUACAGAACAAUGAGACGGCAAGUACUGUUGUUUUUCUCGGUCCUCUGCUUCAGUUCAGUGCUCGGACAGAUCAGCUACUCUAUUCCUGAGGAAAUGGCCAAAGGCUCGUUGGUCGGUAAUAUAGUUCAGGAUUUAGGUGUAGAUGUUAGACGAUUGCAAGCGGGCAAAGCUCGUAUUCACACGGGAAGUAGCGCAGAAUACAUUCAUCUUAACAAGGAAAAAGGACUCCUUAUUAUCAAAGAGAGAAUAGAUCGCGAAGCUCUUUGUGGCCAGACAACGCCUUGCGCUUUGCACUUUCAGAUUGCCUUAGAAAAUCCAAUAGAAAUAUUCCCGAUUACUGUCGAAAUCACCGAUAUUAAUGAUAAUGCUCCCGUAUUCGAAAAGGAAGAAAGGAGGUUUGAAAUAAGCGAGUCUGCAGUCAUUGGCUCUAAGUUCAUGCUAGAGAAAGCAAUAGACCCCGAUAUAGGACCGAAUGGUCUUCACAGCUAUACACUAAAGCCCAAUGAUAAUUUUAUACUUAAAUUACACAGUCAGUCUGAUGGUGGUAAAAAGGUUGAAAUGAUUUUACAGAAACCUCUGGACCGAGAGAAACAUGAGUUUGCAUCAUUGUUGCUAACAGCUGUAGAUGGAGGAGAACCACAGAGGUCUGGGACCAUGCAGAUUCAUAUCACAGUAUUAGAUGUUAAUGAUAAUUCUCCUGUAUUUACGCAAACUGUUUACAAAGCAAGUGUAAAAGAAAACUCCCCCACGGGAACACUCAUUACCAAAGUGAGUGCUUCUGAUGCAGACAAAGGCUCAAAUGGAGAGGUUAGUUACGUCAUUGGAAAUAGCAUGAGGAGCAUUUCAAAAUUAUUUCACAUUACUGAAGAUGGAGAUCUCAUUUUAAAUGGGCCAGUUGAUUACGAAAAAGCCAAAAAAUAUGAGAUCGAUAUAGAGGCAGUUGACCGAGGAGGUCUCUCUGAUUCCAGCAAAGUGAUCAUUGAUAUAGGUGACAUUAAUGACAAUAGUCCUGUCAUGAAUAUGAUUUCAACAUCACAUUCAAUAGGAGAAGAUUCGCGUUCAAACACUGUGGUAGCUGUAAUGAGUGUAAAUGAUCCUGAUUCUGAAGAAAAUGGGAAAAUCCGAUGUGCGAUGUGUAAAAACAUACCAUUUAUUAUAACAUCUUCAUCCAGUAACUUAUAUAGCAUAGUAACAGACAGUGAUUUGGACAGAGAGAGAUCCACUGAGUAUAAUAUAACUGUGACUUGCUCUGAUGAGGGAGUGCCCUCCCUCUCCAGCAGCGUCACUCUCACCUUACAGAUCUCUGAUGUAAAUGAUAACGCACCUGUAUUUGAGAGGAGCUCAUAUGAGGCCUACAUUGUAGAAAACAACACACCAGGCCUCUCUAUAUUCACAGUGAAAGCCAAAGACGCUGACUGGAACCAGAAUGCCCGUGUUUCUUACAUACUGGAGGACUCCUCUGUCAACGGAGUGCCAGUCUCCUCAUAUGUGUCCGUUAGUGCUGAUAGUGGAGUCAUCCAUGCAGUUCGCUCUUUUGACUACGAGCAAAUCAAAGAUUUCCAGUUCCGCGUAAAGGCGCAGGAUGGAGGCUCUCCUCCACUCAGUAGCAAUGUGACUGUGAAAAUAAUGAUCCAGGACCAGAACGACAACCCCCCUCAGGUUCUGUACCCAGUCCAGACUGGUGGCUCUCUAGUGGCUGAAAUGGUUCCUCGUUCAGCAGAUGUGGGCUAUCUGGUGACUAAAGUGGUGGCUGUGGAUAUGGACUCUGGACAGAAUGCCUGGCUCUCCUAUAAACUGCAGAAAGCCACAGACAGGGCGCUGUUUGAAGUGGGCUCACAGAAUGGAGAAAUAAGAACUAUCCGCCAGGUGACUGAUAAAGAUGCUGUGAAACAAAGACUGACUGUUAUAGUGGAGGACAACGGGCAGCCCUCUCGUUCAGCUACAGUCAUUGUUAACGUGGUGGUGGCGGACAGCUUCCCUGAAGUGCUGUCAGAGUUCACUGACUUUACUCACGACAAGGAGUACAAUGACAACCUGACUUUUUACUUAGUGUUGGCUCUGGCUGUAGUUUCCUUCCUCUUCAUCACGUGUUUAGUGGUUAUUAUAUCAGUGAAAAUCUACAGAUGGAGACAGUCUCGCAUCAUGUAUCACUCCAAUCUCCCUGUGAUUCCAUAUUAUCCACCACGUUACUCAGACACUUUGGGGACAGGGACUCUCCAACACGUGUACAAUUACGAGGUGUGCAUGACGACUGACUCCAGAAAGAGUGACUGUAAGUUCGGCAGAGCUGGUAGUCAAAACGUGCUGAUAAUGGACCCCAGUUCUACAGGGACGAUGCAGCGGAUACAGAGUGAAAAGAGCAUCCUGGAUGAACCAGACUCUCCUCUAGAGAUGAGGCGGCAAGUACUGCUGUGUAUUACAUUUCUCUCUCUCAGUUCAGUCCUCGGUCAGGUCAGCUACUCAGUCCCGGAGGAAAUGGAGAAAGGCUCUUUGGUUGGUAAUAUAGCUCAGGAUUUAGGUUUAGACGUCAAACGAUUGAGGCUGGGUAAUGCUCGUGUAUAUUCUGGUGAUAGCAAAGAAUACAUCGAGCUGAACAGCCAAAGAGGAGUCCUCCUUAUCAAAGAAAAAAUAGACCGAGAGACGUUAUGUGGCGAUACAAUGCCGUGUGCGGUGCAUUUUCAGAUUGUGUUGGAGAUUCCCAUGGAGUUUUACAGCGUAACAGUUGAAAUUACAGAUAUUAACGACAAUGCACCAACAUUUGAAAAAAAUGAAAUGAAAUUCACAAUUAGCGAGUCUGCAGUUGUUGGGGCAAAAUUUGAUUUAGAAAGAGCAGCGGAUCUGGAUGUAGGUACUAAUACUCUCCAAAGUUACGUACUUAAACCGACUGAUAAUUUUUUACUUAAACUGCACAGCCAAACAGAUGGUACGAAGAAUGUUGAAAUGGUGUUACAAAAACCUCUCGACAGAGAGAAAAAUGAGUUUAUUUCUUUGGUGUUAACGGCUGUAGAUGGAGGAGAGCCACAGAUGUCAGGAACAAUGCAGAUUCUCAUCACAGUGUUAGAUGCUAAUGAUAAUGCACCUGUUUUUACACAGCCGAUAUACAAAGGGACUAUAGAUGAAAAUGCAUUAAAAGGCACGACCGUGACUACUGUUAGUGCAUCUGAUGCUGAUCAAGGUUUAAAUGGUAAAAUAAUGUAUUCAAUCACCAAUACUUUAGAUGACGUCAGACAUAUGUUUGAAGUAGACGAGGACAACGGCGAGGUUAGAUUGAUUGGACGUUUGGAUUAUGAAAAGAAAAAACAUUUUCAGAUCAAUGUCCGCGCAAGGGAUAACGGGGGACUAACAGAUUCUUGUAAAGUGAUUGUCGAUGUCGUCGAUAUAAAUGACAAUGAACCAGCGAUUAAAAUAAUGUCUAAGUCAGCUGUUAUAUCAGAGAGUGCAAGCCCCAACACAGUCGUUACAAUGAUUAACAUCCAGGACCCAGACUCAGGAGAGAACGGUAAAGUUCAGUGUUUUAUAAGUGAUAAUAUUCCCUUCGUAUUGAAAUCGUCAUCAAAUAAUUUCUAUAGCCUCGUGACAGACAGUGAUCUGGACAGAGAGAAGUCAUCUGAGUAUAACAUUACUGUGACCUGCUCUGAUGAGGGAGUGCCCUCCCUCUCCAGCAGCGUCACUCUCACCUUACAGAUCUCUGAUGUGAAUGAUAACGCGCCUGUCUUUGAGAGGAGCGCAUAUGAGGCCUACAUUGUAGAAAACAACACACCAGGCCUCUCUAUAUUCACAGUGAAAGCCAGAGACGCUGACUGGAACCAGAAUGCCCGUGUUUCUUACAUACUGGAGGACUCCUCUGUUAACGGAGUGCCAGUCUCCUCAUAUGUGUCCGUUAGUGCUGAUAGUGGAGUCAUCCAUGCAAUUCGCUCUUUUGACUACGAACAGAUCAAAGAUUUCCAGUUCCGCGUCAAAGCACAGGAUGGAGGCUCUCCUCCACUCAGUAGCAAUGUAACUGUGAAAAUAAUGAUCCAGGACCAGAACGACAAUCCCCCUCAGGUUCUGUACCCAGUCCAGACUGGUGGCUCUGUGGUGGCUGAAAUGGUUCCUCGUUCAGCAGAUGUGGGCUAUCUGGUGACUAAAGUGGUGGCUGUGGAUGUGGACUCUGGUCAGAAUGCCUGGCUCUCCUAUAAACUGCAGAAAGCCACAGACAGGGCGCUGUUUGAAGUGGGCUUACAGAAUGGAGAAAUAAGAACUAUCCGCCAGGUGACUGAUAAAGAUGCUGUGAAACAAAGACUGACUGUUAUAGUGGAGGACAACGGGCAGCCCUCUCGUUCAGCUACAGUCAUUGUUAACGUGGCGGUGGCGGACAGCUUCCCUGACGUGCUGUCAGAGUUCACUGACUUUACACACGACAAAGAGUACAAUGACAACCUGACUUUUUACUUAGUGUUGGCUCUGGCUGUAGUUUCCUUCCUUUUCAUCACAUGUUUAGUGGUUAUUAUAUCAGUGAAAAUAUACAGAUGGAGGCAGUCUCGCAUCCUGUAUCACUCCAAUCUCCCUGUGAUUCCAUAUUAUCCACCACGUUACUCAGACACUUUGGGGACAGGGACUCUUCAACACGUGUACAAUUACGAGGUGUGCAGGACAACUGACUCCAGAAAGAGUGACUGUAAGUUCGGCAGAGCUGGUAGUCAAAACGUGUUGAUAAUGGACCCCAGUUCUACAGGGACGAUGCAGCGGAUACAGAGUGAAAAGAGCAUCCUGGAUGAACCUGACUCUCCUCUAGAGGUUGGUUAUUUGGGGUUAAUUUCAGUUGUAAAAUAA
This is a messenger RNA of Scomber scombrus (Atlantic mackerel), 12063 nucleotides long. RefSeq lists its product as uncharacterized. Lineage: Eukaryota; Metazoa; Chordata; Actinopteri; Scombriformes; Scombridae. Gene Ontology annotation, cellular component: plasma membrane. Gene Ontology annotation, molecular function: calcium ion binding. The transcript has 5 exons. The record is from RefSeq and is a predicted model, not a curated record. Bases 1 to 12063 code for a protein of 4020 amino acids. Gene Ontology annotation, biological process: homophilic cell-cell adhesion.